Messenger RNA from Prunus avium (sweet cherry), 2650 nucleotides. RefSeq lists its product as uncharacterized. Gene Ontology annotation, cellular component: GPI-anchor transamidase complex. The record is from RefSeq and is a predicted model, not a curated record. NCBI's taxonomy places the organism in Eukaryota, Viridiplantae, Streptophyta, Magnoliopsida, Rosales, Rosaceae. Gene Ontology annotation, biological process: attachment of GPI anchor to protein.
ACGUAAGCAGUCAUUACUAGUCUUUCACUGACCAAACUCCCGCUACGCUCCCAUGGCGGACUACCCGACUCGGCGCCCAAUGGCCCCCAUCUCAUAGCACUCUCGCAACGCCCACACUCCGAUUCAAGCUCACUCCUCCGCCUCAUGGCCCUUCCUCUCCUUCUUCUCAGACCGAUCCUAUUGCUCUCUUUCUUACUUUUCGCCCCAAUUCUCAAUUUCAAAGCUGCCUUGGGAUCGGUCACCGAAGAAGAUUUCUCGGAGGAGUUGCUUCUGAGGCCAUUGCCGGAUCGAAAGGUGCUGGCCCACUUCCAUUUCCGAAGCAGGGCCCCGCAUACCAGCUCCAAUGGCCGCCAUCACCAUCUCUUCCCCAAAGCCAUAUCUCAGCUGGUUCAGAAGUUUCGUGUUAAGGAAAUGGAAUUAUCUUUCACACAAGGUCGCUGGAACUAUGAUCGUUGGGGUGGGUUUGAUCCCAUAUCAAGCAACAAUGCCAAGCCUCCUGGAGUUGAGUUGUGGGCUGUCUUUGAUGUCCCUCUUGAACAGGUGGAUGAUUCUUGGAAGAAUUUAACCCAUGCUCUUUCGGGUCUCUUUUGUGCUUCAGUCAACUUCCUAGAAUCGUCUACAACAUAUUCUGCUCCUGAAUGGGGCUAUCGCCCAGCGCCAGGCAGUCUGAGGUAUGGUACAUUGCCCCGUGAGGCUGUUUGCACUGAGAACCUAACUCCAUGGCUGAAGCUCCUUCCUUGUAGAGAUAAAGCUGGGCUUUCUGCAUUAAUGGAUAGACCAUCUAUCUACAAAGGAUUUUAUCAUUCACAGCAGUUGCGCUUGACCUCAAGUGAACUUGAAUCAGAGGAGGGAGGUUCAGGAAUUGUUCUACAACAAACACUCACAGUUGUUGUCCAGCCUGAUAGUGAGAGAAAUGUUAUGUCUUAUUCCCAUGAAACAAAAUUACAACCAAGCUGGUCCUUGACUUCAAUUUUUGGGAGGAUGGUCACUGGAAGAUGUGUACUUGCCAAGUCUUCCACCGUAUACCUUCAGCUUGACAGGGGACUAGUUGGUCAGCUGGAUUACUUGCAGAAAGAAAAUGAGUUAUCUAGUGAUGAUAAAUCUGUCUAUGAAGGUUUUAGUAGUAACCCUGGAUUUGAAUUGUCUGUUAAGCCGGACAGGGUAUUAAAAGAACUGAAUGACUUUGAAAAGAAGAACCCAUCUGUUGUAUAUGAAUUUUAUAUUGAGAAGUACAGUGAGUCUAGGCCAUUUGAUUUAGGCCUAACUUGGAAGCUUCCUGUAGUUUGGUCCUGUCAGAAAGCACCAUUACAUGCUGUUAGGUUCUUGAUGGGAAGUGGGAAUGAAAGGGGUGCUAUUGCAAUAUCCUUGAGAUCUACAGAAGUGAGUGAUGAGUUGUUGCAAACUGAUAUGAGUGAAGGCAGGUGCAAAUUGGAAGUUAAAGUUUUUCAGGUUGUGCCUUGGUAUAUUAAGGUUUAUUUUCAUACAUUGCGAGUGUAUGUUAAUGAACAACCUCAAGAAGUUUCAGAUGUUGUUGAAAAGAUGCGUGUUUCACCUUCUGUAGACAAAGUGUCACCUGGGGUGAUGGAGAUGGUCCUGAAAUUCCCUUGUGGAAUGAAAUCAGCAGCUAUAACCUUAGAAUUUGAUAAGGGGUUUUUGCAUAUUGAUGAGUAUCCUCCAGAUGCCAAUCAAGGAUUCGAUAUUCCAGCAGCCAUUAUAAGCUUUCCCAACUUCCAUACAAGCAUGCAGUUCUUUACAGAUAAAUCUGUGGAUAGGUCCUCCAUCUUAUCCAAAUUCCAGGAAAACAGUGCUGUUCUGGCAUACACAGAAGUAUUACUUGUACCGUUGACAACUCCUGAUUUUAGCAUGCCUUACAAUGUUAUCACAAUUACAUGCACUGUAUGUGCUUUGUAUUUUGGUUCUUUGCUCAAUGUACUUCGAAAGCGUGUUGGCGAGGAGGAAAGAUCUUCAAAGAGAAAAGCUACCAAGGAAACUGGUCGGCUCCGACAGCUGUUAUCUAGGGUGUCUGCCAAGCUGAGAGGAAGACCAUCUCAUCAGCCGACUUCCAAUUCAUCAACCUUCAUCAGUUCAAAACUUAUACUUUUUAUACUUAUGGCUGGAAUUGCUGUCUUUUGGCAAGUUUAUUUUGGAUGAUGUGUCUAAGUCAUUGUACAAUAGGUGCCAAUUAGGUCCUUUACUGUACAAUAUGAGCUUGCCAUUUUUAGAGCCCUAAUCCAUAUGAGGGGUAGAACUUAGUUACAGUAUCUUCAGUACUGUACUGCCCAGAGUGUCCCCAGCCCCCAAUUGUAGUAGGCCAUGUUCACAUGAGGCUACAUCACUAAACGUUACACUAUUCACACACGCAAUUGACCGUAACAAUUCCGUUCUUAGACAGUCUCCCAUCCCCUACUUGAUGAGGCUGGGGAAGCUUACAACUAAACCAAUGCUGCAGCGAUCACGGAACUUGAAAGCCGGUAUCAACUUUGGCUGAAGUUGAAGGGGGCUGGCAGAGUUUGCGUUCUUGUGUUUGCCAAAAGAAGUUCAAGAGGGAACAGAAGUGUUUGGCUUUAUUUAAUCCUACCAUGUCCAUAGCCGUUUGAUAUCUGACCUUUUACCUUUUCUUUUCUAGUUCGUACUUAUUUCAGUUCAACAU